Papilio xuthus (Asian swallowtail) is the source of this 1476-nucleotide messenger RNA. RefSeq names its product protein AAR2 homolog. Gene Ontology annotation, biological process: spliceosomal tri-snRNP complex assembly. The coding region runs from base 179 to 1423 and encodes 414 amino acids. The transcript is spliced from 5 exons. NCBI's taxonomy places the organism in Eukaryota, Metazoa, Arthropoda, Insecta, Lepidoptera, Papilionidae. The record is from RefSeq and is a predicted model, not a curated record.
GCUAGUGUCAUUGUCAUAAUGUCAUAAACUAGUAGGAACAAAUUAUAGAAUAGUAUAGAAGUACUAGAAUACAUUAUUUUAUAAAGUAAGAUAUGAACUAUUAAUCAAUAAAUUGAAAUUUUCUUUUUCAAAUUUAAUGAACAGGUAUAGUAAAUCUAGCACUAGUUAAUAAAAAAAAAUGGACGGGAGGAUAGCUGAGAUGCUACACCAAAAAGGAGCAACAUUUGUUUUCCUUGGAGUACCUAAAGGUACAGUUUUUGGUAUCGACUUGAAAUGUUGGCAUACAGAUGAAGAAUUUCGUGGUAUAAGGCUAAUACCGCCAGGAAUACACUAUAUUUAUUAUGCAUCUGCAUCGGUAACAGAAAUAGACGACGUUUCUCAAAGGUCUGGAUUUUUUCAAUAUUUCAAUGAGAAUGAUAUUAUUGUUAAAAUGUGGGAUAAAAAAACAGAGGAUGUGAGCAUGGAAUUUUUCAAUGAACAGACUGUGGAAAGGAUUAGAGAGAACCUAAAUAACAUAGACAGGUACCUUGCCCCAUAUCCAUAUGAUAUUUGGUCUCGAUGGCACUGUCUCAGUAGGCAAAUUUCAGAAGCUCUAGCUAAAAAGCUUUCACCAGAAAAAGGUCUUAUAAGGUCAGAAGAGUUUCAUUCUAUACCUGAUUCAGAAAGACCAAGAGGUAUAAAAAAAUGUAAAGGCAGUUCAAAAAAAGAAGAAAAGGAAAAAACUAUGGAAAAUAGGGAGGAGCCAUCUCAAGGGUCUUCCGAACAUUUAAACAAAGGAGAAGGCUCUUAUCAAGAAUCAAGUCCAGGACCUUCUGGUACAAGAAGAUUGAGUAGAAUGACUGAGAAAGAAAGAGAAGAUGCUAUGCUACCUAAUUUAAAGCCAGUUGAAGGCACAGUUAUGAGAUUUACAGAAAUACCAAAGAAUAAAUAUCCACCAGGUUCAACCCCAAUGGAAAUAACGAAGCAUCAUUUGGACCAGUCUUAUACUUUGGAGCUAAUGAUUGCUCAACAUGAUGAACCGCUUCAUAUCAUAGGAGAAUUGCAAUUUGCAUACGCAAUCUUUCUUAUUGGUCAUUAUUGGUCUGGCUUUGACCACUGGCGGAAUCUUGUUCUAUUACUAUGCUCAUGUGAAGACGCUUUAGACAAAUAUAGAGAUGUUUUCAUACAUUUCAUAGCAACGAUUCAACACCAAAUGAAAGAGUUGCCUCUUGAAUUUCUCUGCGGAAUUGAAAUGGAACAAAAUGUUUUCUAUAAAAAGUUUCGUGAAUUUUUCCGCAACGUAUACAGUGCGAAAUCAAAUCAAAACAUAAUAAUAAUGAUUGAGAAAUUAAAGAAAAAUCUAUUUGAUUUAUUUCAAUGGGAGUUUCCAAACGAAGACACCGAUGAUGAUGAUGAAAAACCUGUUGUAGUAGAAAUGGAAUAAAGAAAUUAAUUGUUGAAUAAACUAUGGUCCAAUGAAGAAUAAACAUAUUUUCG